CUGCCGGCUCCCGCAGCCAUGGCGGCUCCCGGCGGGAUGGUGCCGGUGCUGGCGGGGCUCUACGUGGGCGGCGCGGACUCCUGCGCGUCCCCGGCGGCGCUGUCGGCGGCCGGGGUGGUGGCGGUGCUGACGGUGGACGCGGAGGAGCCGCCGGCCGUGCCGGGGCUGCGGGCCAUGCACGUCCGGGCGCGGGACGAGCCCGGCGCGGACCUGCUGAGCCGCCUGGACGAGUGCGCCGCGUUCCUGGGCGCGGCCCGGGCGGGCGGCGGCGCCGCGCUCGUCCGCUGCCACGCCGGGGUGAGCCGCAGCGUGGCCGUGGUCGCCGCCUACCUGAUGAAGACGCAGGGGCUGGGCUGGCAGGAGGCGCUCGCCGCCGUGAGGGCCGCCAAGCCGGACGCGCAGGUGAACCCGGGCUUCCAGGCGCAGCUGAAGCUCUACGAGGCCAUGGGGUGCGCCGUGGACACCAGCAGCGCGCUCUACAAGCGGUACCGGCUGGAGAUGCUCAGCCAGAGGUUCUCCGAACCUCAAGACUUGCCCCGAGAAGUCUUUGCAGUUGAUCCUACUACUAUAUGUCAAACUUUGAACACAGAGGUUCUCUACAGAUGCAGGAAAUGCAGACGUGCUCUGUUCCGUAGCUCCAGCAUUUUGUCCCACACGGAAGGAAUGGGACCCACAGCCUUUGCCCACAAGAGGAUAACAGAGUCUGCACGGCUUUCUGGGAAUGGCCAGGAAAAGUGCACCUCCUACUUCAUCGAGCCCGUGCAGUGGAUGGAACCGGCAUUGCUUGGAGUAAUGGAAGGACAGCUUCUGUGUCCCAAAUGCACGUCAAAGCUGGGCUCCUUCAGCUGGAGGGGGGACCAGUGUUCCUGUGGCCGCUGGGUGACGCCGGCCUUCCAGAUCCACAAAAGCCGAGUGGAUGAAGUGAGGACAUUGCCUGUUGGUAACUUCCAGACUGCCAAAACCUGAACUUAUCGCUUCACUUCAUGGAUUUCUUAACAUCUACUGAGAACUACUAGUCCAUGGUUGCCAGGAAAUGAGCUUAUGACUUCGAACCCUUUGUGAGGUGGCGAAAUUACUUGGAACACCUUCAGCUUGACGUAUCUCUUAAUAUAUUCUAUGAAAUACCAGAACACUUUAUUCAAAGAGGUGUUACAGAGUGGUCAAAUCUACAAAAUGGGCCAAGUGUGAUGUUUUUAGUGUAUUCUUCAUUUAUGGUGUUGCUGUUUACAGAAUGUCUCAACUCCUUAUUCAGAAGGAGUUGCUGUGGGCAGUAGUGCUGCUCAGCUUCUGAUCCAAAAUGCCAACUGCCCUCAAAUGGUACAAUUACAGUUGUUCUGCAUGCGUGGCAGCAAAAGGCAAACUUACAGUUACACUUUUAUUGUAUUAAAAGUAAUCCUAAAAAUACCUGCCCCAAGAGUAUUUACUACUUUGUAACGCUUUCAUGUAACGGGAUUGUGCAAACUCUAAUGGAAUAGGAGAACUGAAGUAAAGAGUCCAUGCCAAAUUACUGCUUGCAGUUUUGAAAAAUUCCUAAAGUGAUAAAGUAAUUUCUAAGCAAGCUCUCACCUUUUGUGAUGGGCUGCUGUGUACACCACUGUUUAGCAUAGGUUUGGUUUGACAUAAAAAAAAUAGGACAGAUAAAACCUAAUUUA
Messenger RNA from Camarhynchus parvulus, 1652 nucleotides. It is a transcript of the gene DUSP12, whose product is annotated as dual specificity phosphatase 12. The transcript has 6 exons. Gene Ontology annotation, biological process: protein dephosphorylation. Gene Ontology annotation, molecular function: protein tyrosine/serine/threonine phosphatase activity. NCBI's taxonomy places the organism in Eukaryota, Metazoa, Chordata, Aves, Passeriformes, Thraupidae. The record is from RefSeq and is a predicted model, not a curated record. Gene Ontology annotation, cellular component: nucleus. Bases 19 to 966 code for a protein of 315 amino acids.